AUGAACUCUAACACGGCCCAGACGAUUAUCGAGUGCCUCAAAUAUGCCACGACGGGCGACCUACCCCCCAACAGCAAAGGCGGAGCCUUCAUACACGACCCCAAGCUAUGCGGUGAGAAGGAGGUGCUGGCACAAGUGAAGCUGUCUUUUAAGGGCACGUCUGGCGCGAAGAUGGUGGCCACGCGCAGCCUACAGCUUACAGUUAAGAAGACCACCCGGCAACAAAAGACCCUGGAAGGGCAGUUGCUGAUGGUCAAGAAUGGCGAGCGCACGGCGAUCUCGUCGCGAGUGGCGGAACUGGACCAGAUCAUGCCACAAUACCUGGGCGUGUCCAAAGCGGUUCUCGACUCGGUCAUAUUUUGCCAUCAGGACGAGAGUUUGUGGCCGAUGAGCGAGCCAUCGGUACUGAAGAAGAAGUUCGACGAGAUCUUUGAAGCGAUGAAGUACACGAAAGCCAUCGACAACAUCAAAGCACUGCGCAAGAAACAAAAUGAGGAGCUCGCUAAGUUCAAGAUCAUGGAGCAGCAUGCCAAAGAAGACAAGGAUAAAGCGGAUCGUGCCGAGAAACGCUCGAUCAAGCUGCAAGAGGAGAUCGAGGCUUUACGCGAGGAAACACACCAAAUGUCGCUGGAAAUGCGACGCGUCGCAGAUCUUGCCGACAAAGCCUGGAAGGAAUCCGAGAGCUAUGCCCAGGUCCUGGGAGCCCUGGAAGGGAAGCGCAUCGAGGCCAAAAGCAUUGAGACCACCAUCGAAAACCUGAAGAAACACCUUGUUGAGCUGGACGACUCGGACGAAUGGCUUGAAUCGACUCUGGAGCAGUUCGAGUCUCGGCAGAUUCAAUAUCAGCAGCAGGAAGAGGCCCAAAAAGAGAAUUACAUGGGAAUCAAGGAGAGGAUCGAACAGUCUCGGCAUCGCUUGGGCUUAAAGCAGGCCGAAAAUGGAAAAUACGAAAACGACAAGGCCAAUUUCGAGCGCCAAGUCUCAAGACGACAGACUAUGGUCAAUGAUAUUGCUCGCGAUAACAACAUCCGUGGCGUUGAUGACAACAUGGAUCAAGCGAAUAUCGAUGCAUUCAUGCAGAAGAUUCGACGUUUCCUAAGAGAGCAGAACCAGACUCUGGACCGUGUGAAGCGAGAAACCCAGAAAGAGCUACGUGAGGUUCAAGAUAUUCUCAACGAAAUUGGACAAAAGAAGUCCGCAUUGCAAGAGAGCAAGAACUAUGCGAAGCGGCAAAUCGCGUCUAACGACAAGGAGGCAGCGACAUACCAAGCUAAACUGGACGAAAUCGAAAUCGACGAGGGCGUCCAGGCUGCCUUGGAGUCCAAGAUUGAGGAUGUUUCUUCCAAUCUCGAGCAUGCAAAGGAACGAGCCAAAUCUGCAUCCUGGGACCAAGAUAUUCACGAUACCAAUGCAGAGAUCCGUCGCCUGGAAGAUGAGAGUUCGCGGUUGAAUGCUGAAUUGAUCGAUUCCACAAAGAAGGCCGGCGAUCUUGCCCGUUUGGAUCACCUCAAAAAGGAAGCCAAAGAUCGGGAACGCAGCUCGCAGACCAUGAAAGGAGCCCACGGUGAUCGACUUGCGAAAGUCGUCGGCGCCGACUGGCAACCGGAGACUUUAGAAAGAGACUUCCAGCGAGCAGUCGAUAUCGAAUCCAAACAGGUGACCGAUGCAGAGCGAGAUCGUGAUGGCCAACGACAAAAGGAUCUCGAUGACUAUGUCAAGGAGAUACGCGAAGCUGUUGACACGGAGCCUUCCGAGUUCCCUGACAUGCUUAAGGAAAGACAGGCGCAAUACGAUCUUGCUCGCAAAGACGCUGACCAAUACGCGGGAAUGGGCGAGUAUCUCAGCAAGUGUCUUGAAGCGGCGAAACGAACCAAGCUUUGCCGAACAUGCCAGCGAUCUUUUAAGAACGAGGCAGAGCUUCAAAGCUUUCAGAAGAAACUGGAGAAUCUUGUCAGGAAGGCGACGGAGGAAGCUGAAGACGACUCCCUGAAAGGCAUUGAGCAAGAUCUCGAAGCUGCCCGCGGUGCGAGCGCUGCCUAUGAUGCAUGGGUUCGCUUGUCUGAGACAGAUAUCCCUGAACUGGAGCAGGAAGAACAGGAGUGUGAAUCGCAACGUGAUGAGCUCUUGGGUCGGUUGGAAGGGCACGACCGUACCGUCAGUGAAAAGUCUGACAGCAAGCGAGAAGUCGAAGCGCUCUCCAAGACGGUCAGCACCAUUGCUCGGUACGAUGUUGAAAUCAAAUCGAUCCACUCGCAGAUCCAGGAGCUCUCCGACAACCAGCAAAAUGCCUCCGCCGGGCGGACCUUGGAAGAUAUCCAGGAGGAGAUUGCCGCAACUGGCGAGAAAAUCCGAGCUCUGAAGAAGACUCUCACCAAACUCACGAAUGACAAAGACCAAACCCGUACCGAGAUCAAUCAUCUCGAGUUGCAGCUGAGAGAUGUGAGGAGCAAUCUCGACAGUGCCAGAUUCCAACUGGAGAAGAAGAGCGACUUGCUUGUCAGACUGGAGGAGUACAAGAAGCUGAACAGGCAGCAGCGAGAAGCAAUCGAAAAGGCUGACCGAGAUAUCGAGAGUCUUACACCCGAGUUGCUUCAGGCGCAAGCCCGGUAUGAUGAUAUCAGCCAAAGGGCCGAGACCCGCGACCGAGAGCUGCAACAGGAGAUUGGCCGGCUCUCGGAGAGCAUACAUCAGCUUGAUCUGGCAAAUGAGGAUAUCAAUUCGUACAACGAGCGAGGAGGCCCAAGUCAGCUCGAGCGCAGCAAGCAGGAGCUUCAAGACAUCGAAGUCGAGAUCAACAAUCUUGAAGCGGAGCAGGCCGAGAUCACGCGAGAAAUCAACAAGAUCUCAGCCCAACUCAAGGACAGCGAGAACACGAAACGGCAAUACUCGGAUAACCUCACAUAUCGCCAAGCGAGCCGUUCACUGGGCAAAGUGACAGAGGAGAUCGAGGAAUUGGAAUCGCAGAACGCGGAGGUCGACCGCAGUCGUUUCAAGCAGGAGUCCGAACGCCGAACUCGCGAGCACAACGCCCUUGCCGCCAGGCAAGCCAGCAAGAUGGGCGAAAUGAAGUCCAAAGACGACCAGUUGAUGCAGCUCCUGGCCGACUGGAACACGGACUACAAGGACGCAGCCUCCAAAUACAAGGAAGCCAACAUCAAAGUGGAAACGACCAAAGCCGCCGUGGAUGAUCUCGCCCGAUACGGCGGCGCCCUCGACAAGGCCAUCAUGCGCUAUCACGGGCUGAAAAUGGAAGAAAUCAACGCCAUCAUCGGCGAGCUAUGGCAGAAGACCUACCGCGGCACAGACGUGGACACGAUCCUCAUCCGCUCGGACAACGAGAACGCCAAGGGCAACCGGUCCUACAAUUACCGCGUGUGCAUGGUCAAGCAGGGCGCCGAGAUGGACAUGCGCGGACGCUGCAGUGCGGGACAGAAAGUCCUGGCUAGUAUCAUUAUCCGACUUGCACUGGCGGAGUGCUUCGGCGUUAAUUGCGGUCUUAUUGCUCUGGAUGAACCGACUACGAACCUUGACCGUGAGAAUAUCCGCUCGCUCGCUGAGUCUUUGCAUGAUAUCAUCCGUACUCGUCAGCAGCAGGCGAAUUUCCAGCUCAUUGUCAUUACCCACGAUGAGGAGUUCCUGCGUCAUAUGCAGUGCGGUGACUUUACUGAUUACUACUACCGUGUCUCGCGCAAUGAGAGGCAAAAGUCGAUUAUUGAGAGGCAGUCUAUUGCUGAGGUCAUGUAA
Messenger RNA from Penicillium lagena, 3744 nucleotides. RefSeq names its product MRX complex DNA-binding subunit. The record is from RefSeq and is a predicted model, not a curated record. Gene Ontology annotation, cellular component: nucleus; Mre11 complex; condensed nuclear chromosome. Gene Ontology annotation, molecular function: double-stranded telomeric DNA binding; ATP hydrolysis activity; single-stranded telomeric DNA binding. The coding region runs from base 1 to 3744 and encodes 1247 amino acids. NCBI's taxonomy places the organism in Eukaryota, Fungi, Ascomycota, Eurotiomycetes, Eurotiales, Aspergillaceae. The transcript has 4 exons. Gene Ontology annotation, biological process: chromosome organization involved in meiotic cell cycle; telomere maintenance via recombination; double-strand break repair.